Messenger RNA from Penaeus chinensis, 717 nucleotides. Its product is annotated as fibrinogen C domain-containing protein 1-like. Bases 1 to 717 code for a protein of 238 amino acids. The record is from RefSeq and is a predicted model, not a curated record. The transcript has 4 exons. NCBI's taxonomy places the organism in Eukaryota, Metazoa, Arthropoda, Malacostraca, Decapoda, Penaeidae.
AUGGGCGGCCGCUUCCUCUCCCUGCAGAGUCUGGACACGAACCCCGGCGCGGCGCUGACCCUCUGCCAGGUCGAGAUCACGGAGGAAAAGCACCUCCACAGCGGCUAUCGUGCGAGCGCCGCGUACGUCAUCCGCCCCUUCGGCUGCUGCUCCGACCGCGCCGUCACGGCCUACUGCGACAUGGAGACCGACGGCGGAGGCUGGACGCUCGUGCAGCGCCGCCGGGACGUCCUGCCACGGGAAGACUUCCACCGCACGUGGGAGGAGUACGCCGAGGGCUUCGGGGACGCGUCGAACGGCGAGUACUGGCUCGGCCUCGACGCCAUCCACGCCCUCACGGCCCAGGCAGCCACCGAGCUGCGAGUCGACCUGGCAGACUUCGAGGGCGAGAGCAGGUUCGCCAAGUAUAGCAGCUUCUCUGUGGGCGACAGGGACGACUUGUACAGGCUCACAGUGGCAGGCUACUCAGGGACCGCCGGGGACGGCAUGGCAUUCCACAACGGCAUGUCCUUCACCACGAAAGAUAAAGACUUCGACGGACAUGAUGCACAAAAUUGCGCUGAAGUGCACGAUUUGUGUAAGGAAGUAGACCAGGAGACAGAGUUCGUGCCCCAGCGCUCGUCGUGUCAAGGUCGCCCCUUAGCCUCUAGCCUCUCAGGGCUGGAGGACAGAACCACGCGAUCCCGCAUAACCAAAGUUUUAAGGGCCUCUAAAUAG